AUGUCCUUCCUCAAAGGCACCAUUUUUCGACGCCGAGGUGGUAACGGUAAAAACGACGACCCUCCUGGCAAUAACGACAAGAAUAACCCACUUGAAAAUCAAUAUCGUGUGGCGACCGGAGGCGGGGGCAAGGAGUCAGCUCCCACAGCGCUGAAGGAACACCCUGAGGAUAUCAAGCAAAACAUCGACGCUGUACGGUCGUUCCUAGCCGCACGUUUGGCUAUAAGAUGCUACUCAUGUGCAUCAAACAUUACAGAAAACUUUUCUGUCCGGGACUGGGUACGUCGUUGGUCUGAAGGGGCCCAAGGCAAUCCCGCGAAAGGAUGUUACCUUUGUGCUGCGACAUGCUCUAGUUGCAAAGACCUGACAUGCCUUGGCUGCGGCAACAAAGUUCGGAAAUCUAAAAAUCCCCUUGAAAUCGACGGAUACUACAUAGACUGGUGUUGCCGUGACGGGAGAUUGUUUGGGAUAUGGCUUCUGUUGGCAAGAUAUGAUUGUGUCGAGAUACGCUGGCAGGCAUCCUCGCCAACGACAGAGAGUAAGCAAUCCCUAGCUAGGGUUAGUCAUAGCCCAAACAAUCGAAAGACACAAGAUGCCAGGGGUAUCGGGUAUGCAGAUGACCGCACUGGCCAUUAUAACCCCUUUGCAACCUUCUUUUAUGAUGGGCCAGGGUUUCCGCCGGUAUAUUCAAAUAGGCCGUUGCAAUUUCACGGCAGUGGUGAAAAAGAAGACGAGUUCGUAGGCAAGGUAUUCGACUUCGUUGCUCGGAUGAUCCCUGGGUCUAGAAACAAGAAUCUCCCUGCUGAACUUCAUGCAAUGUUACAGCUUGGAUUGCUUUUGGACAAGGUUGCGGACUUACUGAGAAACGAUUCCCUAGACGACGUAACGAAGCGCAGUCAUGUGUAUAAAGCAGCAUUUGGCCUUGUUUCGAAGCUGAGUUCACAUACAGAGUUAAUCGACCUUGUCAAAUGUGCUCGAUAUUAUAAACAACAAACCCCCGGCCUUGAAAUCCUUUCUUUACCGAAGUUACAUCAGCAUGGUAGUCCCCCACUCAUACUGGGAGAAAAAAUCGCUUCGGUUGGCGAGAGGUUAAAACAGCUAGCACGACAAAGCAGUAUUGUCCUUGAAUCUGCCGAAAGUCAAGAUCUUUACACAAGAAGCGGAGAGAAUCUUCUUUUCUGUUGUGAGAGCAUUCUUUCGCUUUAUACUAUCAUAUCAGCAGAUCAGGACAGUUCUGAGAUACGUUCAAGAGUAAGUCCCCAGGAAAAGUGGGAAUCUUUUCACCAGGAGCAUGGGGUAUCCCGAAAUGAGGGAAUCUUUGACCGGACUCAUGCAUACUAUAGUAAAGCUAUAGCUAUGACGUAUUCUAGCCCGGGCCGAAUCAAACGGCUGGUGACUGAGUUAGCUAACAUGUCAACAUCUUUACCAAUUGGGAUCUUUGUCAAAAUUAGUGAAAGUCGGCCGGAUGUGAUGAAAUGUCUCAUAAUGGGGCCCCCCGAUAGCCCAUAUGGAUAUGCGCUCUUUGACUUUGAUUUGUUUUGUACUUCAGCGUACCCGAAUCAGCCUUCACAAGUGCAUUGCAGGACAGCUGUCGGUAAAACAAUUAACCCAAAUCUCCACCCAGAUGGCAAAGUAUGUCUCUCGCUUCUCGGGACAUGGCGUGAUGGAGAUGCUGCGGCGCAAUGUCAACCAGGCAAGUCAACAAUAUUGUCCGUGCUAAUUAGCAUUCAAGCGAUGAUUUUCACAGAAGACCCCUGGCGUAAUGAGCCGGCCUACACCAGUGCAGUGGGCACAAUGGCUGAUAUACGCGCCCAGCGAUACGUGCAGAAGAUUCAGCCCCAGAUAGUCACUGCUGGGAUGUUAAACUGGUUGACACAGCCCAGGCAUCGACAUGGAAUCUGGCAAAGGGAGAUUCGAGCGCAUUUCAAGUAUAACAAAUCAAAUAUAUUGGCAAAGGUGGACAAGUGGGAGAAAGAAAGCCCAGUGCUCAAAUUUCGAGGUAUUGUCCAGGAGUUAAAAUUAGCGAUAGAGGAUAUCAACCGACAUUGA
Messenger RNA from Nannizzia gypsea CBS 118893, 2049 nucleotides. RefSeq names its product ubiquitin-conjugating enzyme family protein. NCBI's taxonomy places the organism in Eukaryota, Fungi, Ascomycota, Eurotiomycetes, Onygenales, Arthrodermataceae. Gene Ontology annotation, molecular function: ubiquitin conjugating enzyme activity. The transcript has 3 exons. Bases 1 to 2049 code for a protein of 682 amino acids. The record is from RefSeq and is a predicted model, not a curated record.